Coffea arabica (coffee) is the source of this 1022-nucleotide messenger RNA. RefSeq names its product tubulin-folding cofactor A-like. Gene Ontology annotation, molecular function: beta-tubulin binding. The record is from RefSeq and is a predicted model, not a curated record. Gene Ontology annotation, biological process: tubulin complex assembly; post-chaperonin tubulin folding pathway. Gene Ontology annotation, cellular component: microtubule cytoskeleton; cytosol. Lineage: Eukaryota; Viridiplantae; Streptophyta; Magnoliopsida; Gentianales; Rubiaceae.
GGUUCUUCUUCAUCUUUCCUCAAGCAUUCCUUUGUCAUUUCUCUUCUCCUCUCCGCUGCCCAAAUCAAAUCCCUAAUUUAACCAUCAAACCACCACGGCUGCAGCUCUUACCAAGUACUAACAAGACGAAAUCGCUGCGGUUUCUAGUAUCUACCAAGAACCCACAAGCUACAGCCGACAGCUUCAAGGCUUCAAGCUCCAGCAGCCAUUGCUUCGGUCAGAAUAUCAAGCUACGAAAUCCUCUGUUGCCGUUUGAUUUUGGCCGUUUCAAGCUUCAAAGCUUGAAGCUCCAGAUUGGCCAGGGGAAAGUUAUCAGAGAAUGGCGUCGACAAUGAAAAAUCUGAAAAUAAAGACUUCAACGUGCAAGCGCAUAGUCAAAGAGCUCCAUUCCUAUGAGAAAGAGGUCGAGAGAGAGGCUGCCAAGGUUGCAGACAUGAAGGACAAAGGAGCUGAUCCAUAUGAUAUCAAACAGCAGGAAAAUGUGCUUGCUGAAUCUAGGAUGAUGAUUCCUGAUUGCCACAAGCGUCUAGAAGCUGCCUUGGCUGACCUGAAAAAUAUUCUGCUUGAGUUGGAAGAGUCAAACGAAAAACAUGGAGCAGAAGUUGAAGAAGCAGAAAAAGUGAUAGCAGAGGUUGAACAGUUGUUUCAAGCAGGCAACUAGUGUCUAGGCUUUUCCUGAAACUGUUUUGGGUCAGUUAAGUCUUACUUGAAUUUGUAUGAAUACAGAAUACCUAUCCACACUUGCAGCUAAUAUCUGAUCCAGCUCUAUUGGGAUAUCAAGUUUCCCUUCUUGUGUUUGGGAUAAAUGAUUAUCUGUUCAUCAUUUAGUAAAAUAUUUUUGUAUUUAAUUUUACUUUCUGUUUUUCAGCGAAGGUUUUCUUUGUAUGCUCAGAAUCUGUUAAUUGGUCUGUGAAUCAGACCUCAGCUUGCAUCUUUUGGAAUUAUUGAUUAGCUGCAAGUUGCAUGUAAUGAUUAGUCUUUGAAAGGUGACACCAUUGAUGCAACUUGAGAGUUCAGGAUAA